This is a messenger RNA of Nematolebias whitei (Rio pearlfish), 933 nucleotides long. It is a transcript of the gene srek1ip1, whose product is annotated as SREK1-interacting protein 1. Gene Ontology annotation, molecular function: nucleic acid binding; zinc ion binding. The coding region runs from base 94 to 621 and encodes 175 amino acids. The transcript is spliced from 5 exons. Lineage: Eukaryota; Metazoa; Chordata; Actinopteri; Cyprinodontiformes; Rivulidae. The record is from RefSeq and is a predicted model, not a curated record.
UGCCGACGGUAUUUUGUGUGAGGACUAACGGACAUUUAUUCGCACUGAAACUUUACUUUUUGUCAUAUUUCUUUGGUUUUAUUGGUAGAAAUAAUGGCGGUACCUGCUGCUAACAAGGACAAUAUCAGAGCUGGGUGCAAAAAAUGUGGAUAUCCGGGCCAUUUAACGUUUGAGUGUCGAAACUUUGUCCGAGUCGACCCACAGAAAGACAUUGUUCUGGAUGUGAGCAGCACCAGCAGUGAGGAAAGUGAAGAUGAUGAACCUGUUCCUCAACAUCGAGUGAAACUAGGACGAGGUGGUCAGCAGCACAAAGAGUCCCGUGAUAGUGAAGAUAGAAAAAAGAGACCAAAACGAAAGAAGAGUAAGGACAGAAAGUCGAGAAAAAGAUCCCAUUCAUCGUCAGGAGAUGAGGAAACCAAAAAGAAGAAGAAGCGAAGCAAAUCGAGCUCCUCGUCGGACGAAAAGGAAAAGAGAACCAAAAAGAAGCAAAGCCACAAGAAGAAAAGCAAGAAGAACAAAAAAGAGCAUGGAAAGCAUCACAAAAAGAGAGAUAAGAAAAGGAAGCACAAAUCUUCAUCCUCUUCCUCUUCCAGCUCAAGUGAUACCUCAGAAAGUGACUGAUCCAGCAAACACUGCAGCUUCUGGUUGUCUGACGUUAGUUCAGAUAUUCAAACGUUAUGUAUUUUUUAAUGCAGCUUCUCAUCUUGUUUCAUUUAGGUGUCAGUGCCUGCUACCACAAAGCGUCAUUGAAUAUUAUAAACCGAGCGUUUUUACUCUGUAUGCUGCAGACAGGCAGCCGUCCUGCAGAUGAUAACGAUGCUGCACAUUUUCAAAUACAGGCAUGAAACCAAGCAGCAUCUUCUGAUUAACUUGUUCCUUUUGUCUUCAUUUAUUUAUGCUCUUUAUUAUUGUUUUACAUGAUCGGAACAAUUU